This is a messenger RNA of Phalaenopsis equestris, 3936 nucleotides long. Its product is annotated as putative disease resistance protein RGA3. The transcript is spliced from 2 exons. NCBI's taxonomy places the organism in Eukaryota, Viridiplantae, Streptophyta, Magnoliopsida, Asparagales, Orchidaceae. The record is from RefSeq and is a predicted model, not a curated record. Bases 158 to 3730 code for a protein of 1190 amino acids. Gene Ontology annotation, biological process: defense response to other organism. Gene Ontology annotation, molecular function: ADP binding.
CGAAAGGCUGCGAGAGAACCACCCCAAGAACCGAGCUGUCGUCUUUGAUUACACCCGAGCACAGAUUACAGAUCGCAACCCGGCUCUCAACAGAUGGAUAUGGCAGCUACGAGAUGCCAUCGAUGAGGCAGAUGAUGUUCUUGAUGACUUUGAGUACAUGAAGCUUGAAGAAGAUCAACAGCAGCUGAACAUGGAGGAAACAAAGGUGCGUUCUUCAUUCUCUAAAUUAUUUUUGGAACCUGCUCGCAAGCUUCGUAGACUCUGCGAACAGGCUCUCAAAAUAGAUCCCAACUUGGAGAGGCUGGAGGCAGCUGUGAAGAAACUUGAUAAAGUUUCAGCUGAGGUCACUACUUUCCUUCAUCUCAUCGAAAACGCAAAGCAUGAGCAGCAGGAGCAGCAGCUUCAGUUGUACCAAGAUCGUGAAACAGGAUGCUUGCCUAAAAAUGAUCUCAUCGGUCGUGGCGAGGAGAAGGAUUUUGUUAUGCAGUGGUUGAGGAAGCCAACAAAUGAAGAUCCAACUGAUAUUGCUAGCCCUACUUUGUACAAAAACAUUUCUCUUCUAUCCAUAGUGGGUCAUGGUGGCAUGGGCAAGACAACUCUCUUACAACACAUUUAUGAAGAUCUGAAAGAAGAAUUUGAACUGAAAAUGUGGGUUUGUGUUUCCAAUGGCUUUGAUGCAAAAAAGGUCAUUGCCGAUAUGUUGGAAUGUCUUAACAAGGAGAGGCGUCGUUUGGAGUCACUCGCUAGUGUUCAAGAGAGUCUUAAAGCUGUCGUGCAAUCCAAAAGGUUCUUGCUUGUUCUGGAUGACAUUUGGGAGGAGGAAAAUAUGAGUAAAUGGGAGAAUGUAUUCUCCCCUCUAGUUCACGGAAGUUUCGGAAGUAAAAUUUUGCUGAAUACCCGGAUGGAUUCAGUUGCAUCGGCGAUUGCAAAUGUGAUUAGAAAGAAGAAAGAAAUUUUGAUAUUAAAGGGCUUGAAGGAAGAUGUAUGUUUAAAGCUACUCAACACCCAUGCAUUUGCUGGUGUAGAGAACCUUGCUGUUCAUGCAAAAUUAACAAACAUUGCUAGCUUGAUAGUUAAAAAACUUUUAGGAUCUCCGUUGGCAGCGAAGGUAAUCGGUGGUGUUCUCAAUUCUAACUUGAAUGAGAUCUUUUGGACGAACAUUUUAAAUAGUACUAAUGUUCUAAACGUAGAACCAGUACCGAGUUGCAAUAACAUCUUGGCUAUCUUAAGAUUGAGUUUUACAUUCCUCCCACAACCUCUACAAAAUUGUUUUGCAUUUUGUGGCAUAUUCCCACAAGAUCAUGAGUUUGAUAAAGCUGAUUUAGUCCGAAUGUGGAUUGCAUUGGGUUUCAUUCAGGAGUCUUCUAUUGAAGGAGAGACUUUGGAAGAUAUUGGAGGAAGGUAUUUCGAUGCUUUUGUCAGAAAAUCUUUCUUUGACGAGUUUCAGGAUUACCAGAGCAUAUACUAUAAGAUGCAUGAUUUAUUACAUGAUUUGGCACUGUCUGUUUCUUCAGAAGAAUGUUUUAGAUUCGUGGGAGAUAAUGUUUCAUCUUUUAAAAUUCCUAAAAAUGUUCGACACUUAUUUGUUGAAACUGAAAAUUCAGAACUUUUCAGAAUGAUCAAAGAUGUUAAAAAUCUACAUUCACUUUUUCUUACCUAUAGAACCGAUGAUCAAGGUUUUACUGAAAUACUUACUGAAUUUUUUAAGGCAUCAAGAAGCAUUCGUUUGUUGUUCAUAUGCUCUCCAAGGCAGAAAAAAAUGUCUGAAACUAUUGAAAACUUGAAACGUCUUCGAUAUUUGAAUCUUGUACUAGGUCUCACUCAGAUGCCAAGAUCUCUAAGCAGUCUUUAUCAUUUGCGGUUCAUAAUCUAUAAAGAUUGGUGUAGGCAACAUUGGUUUGAUGAUUUCUUGCCUGACGAUGUGAGCAAUCUUUCUAAUCUGCGUCAAUUGGAUUUUCGUGGCUAUGUGAGUGUACGUGGAAUUGGGAAAUUGAGGUCACUUCAAGAACUAAAUGAGUUUAAUAUUAAGAAUGAGAAUGGUUAUAGAAUUGGGGAGUUGGAACAUAUAAAAAUCACAGAUUUAUUCUUGAAUUGGAAGUCAGACAUGAGAGGUGGAAGCCUACGGAACUAUGUCAAUUCUGAGUUAGAUGUGAAUGUGCUUGAAAAUCUUAAACCAUACAAAAAUCUAAAGAGAUUGUCCAUAGCUUCAUACGAGGGUGCAAGAGCUGCAAAAUGGAUUUACAAUGCCGAUUUGAUUUCCAAUCUUGAGUACAUCCGUCUGGACGAGUGUUUGGGGUGGGAAACUCUUCCACCUUUUGGGCAGCUUCCCCACCUCAAGUCGCUGUACCUUCGUAACAUGCCAAAAGCAAAGCGGCUUGAUUAUAAAUUCCAUGGGAAUGACAAGGUUUCUGUGUUUCCAUCGUUGGAGGUGCUAAAUAUGGAGGGAUUACAAGUAUUGGAGGAUUGGUUUGAUGGAGCAGGAGCAGCAGCAUAUGACCGUUUCUUUCCUUGCUUAACUGAACUCUUCCUCACUGCCCAAACAAAUCUGCAGGAGUUGCCCUAUUUGCCUCCUAAGCUCAAGAAAAUGAAGAUACAAAACAUCGGAUGGAAGGCUGCUUCGAUCUGCAAGCAAGAAACCAACAACUGCAAGCAAGAAACAGUUGAGGUCCUUUCGUGUCCAAACAUCACAUCUCUUCUUCUGGCUAAAGUAGGACUAUUGAGAAUUGAAGGUUGCCCCAAUCUGAUUUCUCUGGGUGGACUGCAACAAAUGGAGAGUGGCAUUGAGAAAUUCCAGCUUAUUGUCAGUGAAGUUGUUAUAGAUGACCCAUCCUUGUUGCCAACGGAAACUAUCGCCUCCUUGGAAAUGCUCAUAAUUUGUAAUAAUUAUGUGCUGCGGUCUCUCCCUUCCUCCUUGGAACGUCUCUCUUCACUAAAGAUUCUACAUGUCGAAAAUGUUCCGCUGCUCCAGCAGCUUCUACACAUCGCCGCCCCCCUGAAGUCCGCCAUCUCAUCCCUCAAUCGUCUACAUUUAUAUAGAAUUCCACUCCUCAAAUCAUUGCCAGACCUCCCUUCCUCCUUGAAGUCACUGUUUCUACAUGACCUUGAUAACCUACAGUGCCUGCCAUUUUCUUUGUCGGCCAUCUCGUCCCUCAACCGUCUAUCUUUACAAAGCAUUCCACUCCUUAAAUCAUUGCCAGACCUCCCUUCCUCCUUGGAAUUUCUGACUAUAGAAAGUCUUGAUAACCUAGAGUGCCUGCCAACCUCUUUGUCGGCCAUCUCAUCCCUCAAGCAGCUAAUUUUACAUAGCAUUCCACUCCUCAAAUCAUUGCCAGACCUCCCUUCCUCCUUGGAAUUUCUGACUAUAGAAAGUUUUGAUAACCUAGAGUGCCUGCCAUCUUCUUUGUACGCCAUCUCAUCCCUUAAGGAACUACGGUUAGCAUUCAUUCCACUCCUCAAAUCAUUGCCAGACCUCCCUUCCUCCUUGAAAGAUCUGAAUAUAAAUAUUCUUAGUAACCUAGAGUGCCUGCCAUCUUCUUUGUCGGCCAUCUCAUCCCUCAACCAACUAGAUUUAUAUAGCAUUCCACUCCUCAAAUCAUUGCCAGACCUCCCUUCCUCCUUGUAUUCAAUAACAGUACAAAAUUGUCAUCCAGAGUUUAGGGAGCGUUAUACAAAAUUUUCAGGCUCUGAUUGGCACAAGAUCGCACGCAUUCCUCGUGUCCGUAUUGAUUAAUUGGCGUCGUUCCAAAUCAAUCUCUUCCCAUCAAAAUGUGAAUAUGUGAGGUGAGGACUUGUUUUUUACCUGUAUUCAUGUCAUCCUAUGCUAUCCACAAACUUAUCAUCCUAUGACUGAUUUUGAUGAACAAUUAUUUGGUCUUAGAAAUUUCGAAUUUUGUACUUCAAUACCACAAGUGUGAUUUAGCGUUUUAUUUAAUUACU